AGCAUCCUUCUCAACCUCUCAGUCACGAGCGGAGUUAUUCCUUCUUCACUAUUCCUAAAGCGUGUGCAAUGCGAUCCUGGGGCCCAUGCGGUUUCCGUGGGAGGGUUCGCCGAUAUCUUCUCCGGACUGUACGAUGGCUGCCUUGUUGCGCUUAAACGGAUCAGGGUGUUCCUGACGAGUGGUCAUCAACAAGAAUUGAAAAUGGUUUUGUGUCAAGAGGCGCUUGCCUGGCGUCAGCUCAAGCAUCCACGAGUUGUUCCCUUCCUCGGUGUGGACGGGGACAGUCAUGCACCCGCUCUUUGUAUGGUGUCGCCUUGGAUGUCUCAGGGAAGCUUGCUUAAGUACCUGAUCGAGCAUGAGGUGGCGGACGAUAGCUUGAUAACACUGGCAAGCAUCUGCCCGCUCUCCGAUAUGCUUCACUUGCUCAUAUUGUCACAGCAAAGCGAGAUUAUAGAAGGUCUUGCAUACCUCCACGACGAAGAAGAUACGGUCCAUGGCGACCUACGAUGUUCCAACGUUUUCAUCGACGAGGCGGGUCAUGCCCAGCUCUGCGACUUCGGACUCGCAUCGCUCAUGGACAUCAUACUGACCACAGCAGCGGAAGGAAGUUCCGCUCGCUGGGCAGCUCCAGAACUUCAUGACCCUGAUAGGUUUGGCGAUGGAGAAUUCCGCAGGACACGAGAAAGCGACGUCUACGCUUUUGGAUGCAUGUGCCUAGAAAUGUACACACUUCGUCCGCCAUUUCACGAAAUCCCUAGAGACAUCACGGUCAUUCUCCGGGUUUUGGAAGGAGCCCGCCCCCCACGUCCAAGUGCGGAGCAGGGCCACGCACGACCACUGCCAGACGAAAUGUGGAUCCUGAUGCAAGCGUGCUGGUCUACAAGCCCCGCAGAACGGCCGACUGUGAAAAUGAUAGCAUCAAGUCUGCAAAAACUACGAUCUCUGGCUCCUACCAGAGUUGUACGGCUGCUGAUGACUUCCCUCUCGUCCCGGAAUGUACCUGUUCCUUCAGUCCUGGAACAUCUCACAUCGCACCUCCAGCGCUUCGAGGAUACCGAGUUGAUCUCAUCCAGUGACUUUGAGCUUCUUACUGCCGUUGCGCAGUCAACGUGGGGCCGUUCGCACUUGGCGCAUCUCGCACCUCGUUUACCGGGACUGGUGUGCAAAACCUUCCAAGACCGUCCCGCAACUCCAAGCAUUGACGACAUGGUCCAUCCCUGGAAGCUGGCGGCUGCCCUCGUACGGUACUUUCGACCUCAAUGUGGGCCCGCAUGGUCGGACAUGGCCCUGGCGAUCACGCGUGCCUGCAGAGAUUCCCUCUUACAUACCACUAUCGCGUCCGACCAAUACCAGAAAGGCAUGAAGGCACAGAGCCUUGCGGAUUCAUUUCAGCGGUAA
This is a messenger RNA of Punctularia strigosozonata HHB-11173 SS5, 1398 nucleotides long. RefSeq names its product kinase-like protein. The annotation marks the transcript as partial. Gene Ontology annotation, biological process: protein phosphorylation. The record is from RefSeq and is a predicted model, not a curated record. NCBI's taxonomy places the organism in Eukaryota, Fungi, Basidiomycota, Agaricomycetes, Corticiales, Punctulariaceae. The transcript is spliced from 4 exons. Gene Ontology annotation, molecular function: ATP binding; protein kinase activity.